Messenger RNA from Cuscuta campestris, 1693 nucleotides. The record is from the annotation of a GenBank genome assembly. Lineage: Eukaryota; Viridiplantae; Streptophyta; Magnoliopsida; Solanales; Convolvulaceae.
GAUAUGCUCCUCGGAGAGUAUUCAGAAGUGGAUGAUGGUUGGAUGGAUAUAAUCUCUUCCCAAGGAUUAUCCUUACUCUCUCUUGACAUUUCAAGCUCUCAGAUCACAGACGGUUCAUUGUUUCUCCUCAAGAAUUGUCCAAACCUCGAGUCUUUGACUCUUGAUUGUUGUGAUCAAAUCACUGAAAAUGGGCUAAUGCAAGUCUGCGGCUUCCGGAACUUGACAUAUUUGGGAAUUAAAAACAACGCGACAGUUACUGCUGAGCGAAUGCAGUUUCUUUCUAGCUUAGUUAAUUUGGUUAAGUUGGAGUUUGAGAAGUGCCCUCGCCUCCAUGGAGGACUUGUUCAUAUCGAAGGUUUAACUAGACUUGAUAGUCUAAACAUCAGAUGCUGUGAAUGCAUAGUGGAUUCAGACAUGAAGUCUCUUGCGGGACUUGUCAAUUUGAAGGAGCUGCAGACUUCCUGUGUCAACAUAACAGAUGCUGGGGUGUUGUAUUUGAAAGGUUUGAGCAAGCUUGUUUUGCUAAACAUGGAGGGAUGCCACAUUACUGCUGCAUGUUUGGAUUAUCUUUCAGAACUUGGUUCACUUCAGCAUCUCAACCUAGGUAGGACCUCCCUGAAGGAUGCAGGCUGCGAGAAAUUUUCAUCACUGAAAAAUUUGAAGGUGUUAAACAUAGGAAAUAACAAUAUCAGUGAUGAAUGUUUGGCCCAUCUACAAGGGCUAACAAAGAUAGAGAGCCUGAACUUGGAUUGUUGUAGGAUUGGAGAUGAUGGGCUACGCAAUUUAGCAGGCCUUACUAACUUGAGAAAUUUGGAGCUAUCAGAUAAUAAAAUCGACAGUAAUGGCAUUCGUCACCUCUUAGGCUUGAUCAAUUUGGAGGAUCUUAAUCUGUCAUUCACCUUAGUGACAGAUGAGGGUUUGGAAAACUUGUCUGGAUUGAGGUGUCUGAAGUCACUUAAUCUGGACAUUCGUCAUAUUACUGACUCGGGUGUUGCUGCACUUACUGAUGCAGGGUUAACUGGAAUAACUCACCUUGACCUUUUUGGAGCUCAAAUAACAGAUUCCGGGACAAAAUAUUUUCCAUAUUUCAAAAAUCUACAGUCACUAGACGUUUGUGGGGGCGGGCUAACAGAUGAUGGCACCAAAAUUAUGAAACAUCUUUCUACCUUGAUGAUGCUAAACCUAUCACAGAACCUCAGCCUCACAGACAAGACAUUAGAACACUUGUCAGGACUUACAGAGUUGGUGUCUUUAAAUGUAUCGACUUCUGGUGUUACGAACGAAGGCCUGCAGCAUCUCAAGUCUUUAAAGAAUCUGCGCUCCCUUUCUUUAGACUGUUGCAGUGUGACAGGGAAGGAGCUUAAGAAGCUUCAGUUGAGUGCCCUUCCGAACCUCAUGAAAUUUUGCCCAGAGGUCUAAGGGUAUUUCGGUUAGGUGUUCUUGUUCCCACGUUGAGCAGCUUUGGUACAGUGAAAUUGUUAUAGAAUUAUAGAUGAACAGAAAAUAAUGGCGAAAUGCUCAACCAUAUGUGAAUAAUAGACUCCCUCUAUCCCAUAACUAUAGUCCCACUUGGAUUUCACACAAAUUUAGUCAACUUUUUUUAAAGUGUGUUUGACCUUCCAAAUUUUCCAGUGAAAUGAUAGCGUGAGAGACUGAGAGAGUGUAAUGUGUUUAAUGAAGGUGAGAAUAGAUG